CUGAGACAACACAAUUAGCAUGAUUAACACAGGCCUCUGGGCCUUCGGUCUUCUCCAAUGUGGGUCUGCUGUCCAGCUGAAGGUCAUGGCGCGGUGUGUGACUACUAUGUCUUGCGCGCUAAAAAUGGUAUCUCCCAAAUCCCUCGGUCUCAUAGUUAUCGGUGACGAAAUACUGAAUGGAAAAGCAAAAGAUUCCAAUUCACGACAAGUAUGCCUCACUGCCCCGCUUUUUGGUGUACGACUUCGGAAGAUUUCUGUUAUUCCCGAUGACUCAGAUGCUAUUGCAGAGGAAGUUCGCAACUAUAUGAACCGUUACGACUAUGUAAUAACAUCGGGGGGUAUAGGUUCUACUCACGAUGAUGUGACAUAUGAAGGUGUUGCAAAGGCACUAAAUGAAAAGAUUAUCAUUCAUCCAAAGUUCUUACAAACCCUCAGGAGACUAUCAGAACCGAAUAUGAUUUCCUCUUCAGACCCCAUAACCAAACUUGCCAAAAUACCGGAGUCAUCUGAAUUACUAUAUGCAACAGGAAUCCAGAUGGAUAAUGAAAGCUCUUAUCCUAUUGUCAAAGUGAAAAAUAUCUUCAUUUUACCAGGAGUUCCAUGCUUAUUUAAUAUGGCACUAGAGAUAAUUAAGGUAAGUUUGGUUCUGUUUUAUAAAUUUAUUUUGAACGCACUAGACUCUCUCGAACCUAAAGAAAAGCCAGAUCUACGUAUAAUAUAGGCUGCAGCUCUCACACCGGACUGCAGCGACGUGAUCAUUGGCUUACCACGUAUAUAAUCUGCAAUAAAUCCGGCGGCAAAGGAAUCACCAGCUCCAUUUGUAUCUACCAUUUCUUCGUCUUUCAACUGCUCUACAACAUAUUGAUGAACGGUAGGGUCAGUAGAAUCCGUAUAUAUUAUGGGAUCUUUCCCUUGUGUUACAAUGACCAAUCGUUUACGCUUUUUUCCAUCAACAAAUGGUAAGUCAGCUAUAUACCUGGCUGCUGCAUGAAUGGUUUUAUCAGUAAGACUGUGAGCAUCUCCAAACGCCGCGGCUUCAGACUCAUUCCCAAUUACCACUCCUGAGUAGGAUAUCAUUUCAUUUACUUCUUUAGUAUUAAACUGAGGUAGGAAAGCAGCACUGAGAUUGAAUCAGAACAACUUUCCGUUUUCUACAGUCGAGCUUAAGGCUGUACUAUAAAUUAGCGCUAUUAAUGUGUGGUUCUGUUAUUAUUCAAUAUUCGUAGACCUAAUUCUGACAAGAAGGGAAAGCGCGUAGUUGAUUGGAGUGUGAGAGACCUCUAAAACGGACUAUCUUUAAUCGCGUAUUACAUUUGUGCGUGAUUAUUAUCCUGUUAACAUUGUGUAUUCAAGCAUGUUUUUAAAGAAGGUAUUCUAACGGAUUACUCUCGUCUUUUGAUAUCACUUUAAUUGGGGACGGAUACAUCAGCAAUUCAAUCUUGUGAGUAGCUAUCACUCGGCUAAACUGUAUCACAAAUGCAAAAGUCGCUCCGAGUCUGGUAUGCAUCACCGCCUGAACUAAUGAUGGUGAGUGAAGUAGUUGAGUGUGUCGA
Schistosoma bovis is the source of this 1553-nucleotide messenger RNA. NCBI's taxonomy places the organism in Eukaryota, Metazoa, Platyhelminthes, Trematoda, Strigeidida, Schistosomatidae. The record is from the annotation of a GenBank genome assembly.